Molecule: messenger RNA, 1801 nt
Organism: Hippopotamus amphibius kiboko
Lineage: Eukaryota; Metazoa; Chordata; Mammalia; Artiodactyla; Hippopotamidae
Product: UDP-glucuronosyltransferase 2B4-like
Exons: 6
Coding region: 28-1617 (529 amino acids)
Molecular function (GO): UDP-glycosyltransferase activity
Source: RefSeq, a predicted model, not a curated record
UUCUUAAAAGUAUUGCAUGGGAGCAAGAUGUCUAUGAAAUGGCUUUCACUUCUGCUGCUACUACAACUGACUUGCUACUUUAGAUCUGGAAGUUGUGGGAAGGUGCUGGUGUGGCCAGUGGAAUAUAGUCAUUGGAUUAACAUGAAGACAAUUCUGGAUGAACUUGUCACAAGGGGUCAUGAGGUGACUGUUCUAACAUCUUCAGCUUCCGUUCUUAUUGAUCCCAAUGAACCAUCUGCUAUUAAGUUUGAGACUUUCCCUAUAUCUUUAACUAAAGAUGAUUUUGAGAAUAUCACGAAACAUUUGGUUGAGAAAUGGACAUAUAUGGCAAAAAAUUCAUUUUGGACAUAUUUAUCAUCAGUGGAAAAUUUAUUUUGGGAAUUUUCCGACAUGCUUAUGAAUACCUGUAAAGAUAUUGUUUCAAACAAGGAACUUAUGACAAAACUACAUGAAUCAAGGUUUGAUGUCAUUCUUGCAGAUGCUGCUGGACCCUGUGGUGAGCUGCUGGCUGAGGUACUUAAAGUACCUUUCAUGUACAGUCUCCGCUUCUCUCCUGGCUAUUCAAUUGAAAAGUUUAGUGGAAGACUUCCAUUCCCACCAUCUUAUGUUCCGGUUAUAUUUUCAGAAUUAAGUGAUCACAUGACAUUCAUGGAGAGGGUCAAAAAUAUGAUAUACAUACUUUAUUUUGACUUUUGGUUCCAGACAUUGAAUGAGAAGAACUGGAAUCAGUUUUACAGCAAAGUACUAGGAAGACCCACCACAUUAUUUGAAACAAUUGGAAAAGCUGAAAUGUGGCUCAUUCGAACCUAUUGGGAUUUUGAUUUUCCUCGCCCACUGCUACCAAAUUUUGAAUUUGUUGGAGGCCUCCACUGCAAACCUGCCAAAUCCCUGCCUAAGGAAAUGGAAGAAUUUGUCCAGAGCUCUGGAGAAAAUGGUAUUGUGGUGUUCACUUUGGGGUCAAUCGUCAGUAACCUGACAGAAGAAAGAGCCAAUACGAUUGCAUCAGCCCUUGCCCAGAUUCCACAAAAGAUUCUAUGGAGAUACGAUGGCAAGAAACCAGAUACCCUAGGACCCAAUACUCGGCUGUAUAAGUGGAUCCCCCAGAACGAUCUUCUUGGUCAUCCAAAAACCAAAGCUUUUAUAACUCAUGGUGGAACCAAUGGCAUUUAUGAGGCCAUCUACCAUGGGAUCCCUAUGGUGGGCCUUCCUUUGUUUGCUGAUCAACCUGAUAACAUUGCUCAUGUGAAGGCCAAGGGAGCAGCUGUCAGAUUGGACCUGCAAACAAUGUCAACAACAGAUUUGCUCAAUGCAUUGACACAAGUCAUUAAUAAUCCUUUCUACAAAGAGAAUGCCAUGUGGUUAUCAACCAUUCAACAUGAUCAGCCAGUGAAGCCCCUGGACCGAGCAGUCUUCUGGAUCGAGUUUGUCAUGCGCCACAAAGGAGCCAAGCACCUGCGGCCAGCCGCUCACAACCUCACCUGGUACCAGUACCACUCUUUGGACGUGAUUGGGUUCCUGCUGGCCUGUGUGGCAACAGUUGUAUUUGUCAUCACAAAAUGUUGUCUGUUUUGUUGCCAGAAGUUUGCUAAGACAGGAAAAAAGAACAAAAAGGAGUAGCUGAAGUAGGUACACCCCAUUGAUGGAACUCCUCCAGUUUAUUCCAGUAAGAAGAGUUAUGAUAAGGUUCCUGUCCUCCUGUGACAAAAUGACUUUUCACAAUUUAGCAUCUCAGGUCAAAAUUUGUUUUCAAGGGAAUUUCUUCCUGUUUAAAAGUUAGAAAUAAGUCAUGCCAAGAAUAAAA